UGAGCGUUGAAAUGCCCGCUCUUUAGUUUAACUGUGUCAACCGCAUCGUAUCGUUACUCUUGCUAACGUGAAAACUUGUAAUUCGUACCGUUGGCUUCAGUGCAAUAUAGACGAAGUCAAGCUAUUAAUAGUUAUAAUACGAACAUCGACACUUAUCCGUCCUUUGACGAAUUAUGUUUAUUUAAGAAGUCGGUAAAUUACUUCGACAUUGUUGAUUGAGUGAUAAUGAAAAUCGCGGUAAUUGGAGGUGGUAUCGUCGGUUUGACAACUUCCCUUGAACUGAGACAAUCAGAAUUUCGAAACUCCGACAUCACUAUCUUUGCUUCCAGUUUCAACGAUACUACAAGCCACGUAGCUGCCGGAUUAUUUCGCGUUGGUAACGCAUUUUCUGGACCCACCGAAAAUGUAACCAGAAAAUGGGUUAAGGAUGCGUACGAAUAUUACGAUAAUAUUCGUAAAAGCUCCGAAGCAGCUAUUGCCGGUGUUACCGAAGUUUCUGGGUACAUCUUUGCCAAAAGCAAUCCAAAUUUAGUCGAGAACCGUUGGUUACAUGGCUUGGUUCCUGUGUACCGAAAGGCAAAGCCAGAUGAAUUUGAAUUGGUUGGCGGUGAAUGGAAUUACGGAACAUUCUUUACUACAUUGCUUACCGAAUGUACGCUGCACCUACCGUGGACAACGUUGAAGCUACAAGAAACCGGUGUAAAGCUGAUCGAGAAAAAAAUUAAUAGCAUCAAAGAAUUAUCACCCAGCUUCGAUUUGGUAAUUAAUUGCACAGGUAUGGGUGCCCGGUAUUUGUGUAACGACCGACGUCUAGUCCCUAUCCGGGGACAGGUGGCAAAGGUAAGAGCGCCUUGGAUUAAAACAUCUUUCUACGGCGAAUUGGACACGUAUAUUAUUCCGGGAUUCAAUGGAAUUUGCACUCUUGGUGGUGUGCGAAGCUUUGAAUCCGAGAGCAGCGUCAUUUGUCCACAUGAAUAUGCAGCGAUUCGCGAAAGGUGCAACAAGUUGGUUCCCUCGCUUGCAAAAGGGGAAACCAUCAGACAUUUGACUGGAAUUAGACCGCACCGAGAAACCGUGCGCGUGGAACCAGAACAAAGUCCGAGUUACGGGAAAACCAAAGUGGUUCAUAACUAUGGUCAUGGCGGGUAUGGUGUGUGCACUGCACCGGGUACAGCUAAAUAUGCUGUUCAUUGGGCAAAGGAGCUUCAAAUAUCUACGUCGAAGCUCUAAAUUGUAUGCUUCAAUAAAUAACACUGAGCAUGAUUCGACGAAGUAAAAUUAGUAUCAGUUUAUUAUCAAU
Messenger RNA from Diprion similis, 1300 nucleotides. It is a transcript of the gene Daao1, whose product is annotated as D-aspartate oxidase. Lineage: Eukaryota; Metazoa; Arthropoda; Insecta; Hymenoptera; Diprionidae. Bases 226 to 1230 code for a protein of 334 amino acids. Gene Ontology annotation, molecular function: D-amino-acid oxidase activity; FAD binding. The record is from RefSeq and is a predicted model, not a curated record. The transcript is spliced from 6 exons.